This is a messenger RNA of Papilio polytes (common Mormon), 1164 nucleotides long. RefSeq names its product thyroglobulin-like. Bases 1 to 1164 code for a protein of 387 amino acids. Gene Ontology annotation, molecular function: serine-type endopeptidase inhibitor activity. Lineage: Eukaryota; Metazoa; Arthropoda; Insecta; Lepidoptera; Papilionidae. Gene Ontology annotation, biological process: cell-matrix adhesion. Gene Ontology annotation, cellular component: basement membrane. The record is from RefSeq and is a predicted model, not a curated record. The transcript is spliced from 9 exons.
AUGUCCAUGGGCGUCGGAUCAAGGACGGUGUGUUUCGAGAGCAAAGACGAGGGCGCGUGCGAGUCCGGGGGACUGAACGUGUCGCGGUGGCACUUCAACGCGGCGCGCAACCGCUGCGAGCGCUUCACCUACCACGGCUGCUCCGGCAACCACAACAACUUCCGCACUAAGGACGAGUGCAACGCCGUCUGUCCCGUGGAGGAGGUAACAUCGAAACUAACAAAAGAGAAGAGUCGAGAAAUCGUUGACCAAAGCGGAGGAGUAUUGAGUCCUUGUGAGAGACUUCGUGAAAAGAAUGAGGCGGCUACGCAGAAGUACGGCAAGGGUAGUUUCAUCCCCGAGUGCGACGCGGCCGGCGGCUGGCAGCCCGUGCAGUGCAUGGCACAUAUUGACGUGUGUUGGUGUGUGAGCGCACGCGGGGAGCCGCAGAAGGGGUCGCUGGUGCGCGGCGCGCGGCCCGCCUGCAACUUCAGACAAGCGCGCAAGUGGAUGCGCCGCGACCCCGACGACGAGCGCGCCAAAGCUGACGAAGUACUAGAAGAACUAAUCCGUCAGAUGACGUCAUAUAGAGUAGAAGAAUUGGAAGAGGAAGAUCUAGAAGAAGAAUUAGAGAACGAGCAAUCGAAGGAGAUUACAACGGAGUCUGCGGCGCUGCUGGUGUCGGAGGUGGUGGAGCCCCGCAUCGCGCAGACCACGCGACACGACGAGCCAGUUGUCAUCUCAGAGAAGAUCGUCUUCAAAACUAAAUGUCAAGUUUUAUUGGAAGAAGCGGAGAAAGGCAGUGAGAGUGUGGAGCCGCGCUGCCUGUCGGACGGGUCGUUCGCGCCGCAGCAGUGCGCGCGCGGCCGCUGCUGGUGCGUGGACGCGGCCGGACAGCGCCGCCCCCCGCCCCCCGCCCCCGCCGCCGCCCCCUGCGAAAUGACACAAAUCGAGUCAGCGAUCUUGGAACUGGAGUUGGUGGGAGCGAGCAACGACGAGGGCGAGCGCGCGCGCGCGGCGCUGUCUGCGCGGCUGGCGACGCUGGAUUCUAGUAGAUCUACUUUUAAGAUGGCGAACAGACGUGCGUCGCUAAAAUGCGACGAACGCCUUUACGCUACUUUUAGUUCCUUACGUCCAGCUCAGAGGGUCAAUCACGAAUACAUGACAGCGAGAACAUCUUCGUAA